Molecule: messenger RNA, 423 nt
Organism: Gossypium raimondii (Peruvian cotton)
Lineage: Eukaryota; Viridiplantae; Streptophyta; Magnoliopsida; Malvales; Malvaceae
Exons: 2
Coding region: 1-423 (140 amino acids)
Source: RefSeq, a predicted model, not a curated record
AUGGCACCGUACGAGGCACUGUACAGUCGUAAGUGUCGCACUCCUUUAUGCUGGACUGAGUUGGGCGAGCGAUGUGUUUUGGGUCCUGAGUUGGUCUCUGAGACAGAGGAUAAAGUUAGAUUGAUUUGGGAUCAUUUGAAACCGGCUUCUGACAGGCAAAAAUCUUAUACGGAUUUGAAGGGGUGUGAGAUCGAGUAUUCUGUAGGGGACUUCGUUUUCUCAAGGUCUCACCAUGGAAGAAGGCGUUACCGCUCUGAUCCUACUCAUAUUGUCCUUGUUGAGGAGAUUGAGGUUAGGCCGAACUUGACCUUUGAAGAGGAGCCUAUACAUAUUCUGGAUCGUGACGUAAAGGUUCUGAGGAGGAAGUCUAUUCCUUUAGUGAAGGUUCUAUGGCGUAAUCAUAGCACUAAGGAGUCCAGGUAG